AUGCUUUCCAUCGGCCAGAGCUCGGCGAUGUUCUUUGGGCAACUGGGCCUUGUGGUAGCUGAUGAAGUUGCCCUGAAACAGCUUUGGAGUUUCCGAGGGGCUUCUGCAACAUUGCCCUGUUUCUUUUGUCGAAAUGUAUGCAGCUGGUCGUCGCAACUGCACGAGCACGACGACUCCGGCAGUCUGGUGCCUUUGACGGUCUCAACUCUUGAUGCAGUUGUGCAACAUACAAAUGAGACCUUGCUGGAGGCAGCUUCCUUGCUGCUCCGGAGGAAGCCAGCCCUUUCCAAGACGGCCUUCACUUCUUUGGAGCAAAGCGUGGGCUUGACCUUCAGCCCAGAGGGCGCGUUGUGGAGCAAUGGCCUUUUCAAUGACAUGAGAGGAGGCGGGCCAUUGACAUGCACCCAGUACGACUGGAUGCAUUGCUUCCUCGUGUCUGGAAUUUGGAACACGGAGGCGGGCCUGUUGUUUGGUGCCCUGGCGGGAACGGCUGCGAACUGCGUAUCUUUUGACUCUUGGCUUCAAAGCUGUGUGUGGCCAAAAUCCCUGAGCUCGCGCGGUGUGACAGGCAAACAGGCGCUGAAGAAGAGAACAGCAACCGAUUCGUCCGACGUCAAGACAUCGGCCUCGGAAGGGCUGACCCUGUACCCCUUGUUGAGGCUGUUUCUGAUGGAGACGCUUGAGGCUCCUGAUGCGAGCGUUGCGCCUGCGGUGCAGUCGUACUACGCGCUAAGCAGGGUUUUGGACUUGCUUGUGCGACUUCGAAAUCAUUCGGUAGACAGCUCUGAGCUUAGGGCAGCCAUCAGCGCCCACUUGCAGAGGAGACUUCUGGUCUACGGACCAUCUGCUUUUACGCCCAAGUGUCACUAUGCGUUGCACUUUCCCUCGUUUGUGGACUCUCACGGCCGCUUGGUCGCGUGCUGGACGCACGAGCGUAAGCAUAAGGAAGUGAAGCGGCACGGCAACCAGCUGGCCAACGCCAACAAGAGCUUGUCCUUUGAGAAGUCGUUGCUGUCUCAGGCAGUGCUUUCGCAGCUGCUGCACUUGAAGGAGUUCAGCGCAGUGGGGGGCGUGCAGUUGGUGGCUCCACAAGACGCGUCCAGUGACAUCGCCAGCAGCAUCAUGACGUUUCUGGGCGAAUAUGCUCAAGCUCAGGUCAGCGCAUCUUUGGAAGCCAUGCUGAAGCAUGGAGAGCUGUGCGCCAGGGGUGAUGUGGUCCUUGCCCAUUCUUCUGACGAAGGUAAAUUUAUUGGCAUGGUGUGGUUUCAUGUAUCCAUCUCCGGCGCUCAUUUCACUUUGUUGGCAAAGUGGCACGCCCUGGGCAGAAAUGUUUUCAAGAUGCUGGAUGCGCCGUCGUGGGUCGAGACCGUCAACGUGUCUAGGACUUGUGUUUAUCGAGUACACAAGGACAUGGUGCACGCAAGUGUGGCACCGUGA
Molecule: messenger RNA, 1437 nt
Organism: Effrenium voratum
Lineage: Eukaryota; Dinophyceae; Suessiales; Symbiodiniaceae
Source: the annotation of a GenBank genome assembly